AUGCAUGUUAUGAAUGUGGGUGAUGAAGUAGACGAGGAACCUGGUUCCUUGACUAGAAAGCGUUCACAGAAGCAUGGUCUCCCCAAGCCUAAAAGAGGAUCUUCUGUGACUACUAAAAGCCUGAACAAGUCUGAUGAGGUUGUCUCUAGUGAAAAUAUAGUGAAAGAAUCUGGUGAUACGUUGGUGGAAGAGUCUAGUGCAAGGGUGAUGGAAGAAUUGGGUGAAAAGUCUGUGAAGUCUGCUGAAAAAGGAAAGAAUGUUUGCAAGUCUGCUAAAAGAAAAGCUGACGCUGAUGAGGAACCUAGUUCAUCCAAGAAGGCCAAAGUUCAUAAUCCCCAGAGUGCUGGAAAAGAAAAAUUGAGGAAUCAAAAGUGGACACAUUUGUUCACAAGUGAUGCUCCAAGAGUGUAUGAGGAGGAAGCACAAAGUUUCUAUGCCGACUUCUUCAAAGUUGAGGAUAAUCACAUCUGUGUACUGGUGAAUGGAGUUGAUAUGGUAAUAGACUCAGUUUUGUUGGGGUCUAUUCUAGGUGUGCCUGCUGAAGGGUUGUCUAAUGUUCAGGGAACUUGUUCUCAAAAUUUCAGAAAUGCCAUCCUGAAGGACAGAGCAGUUCAGCAAGGGGAACGGGUACAGAAGAAGGCUCUCCUUCCAGUGUACCAAUUGUUGUUUGAUAUGCUGAACAAGGUCUUGCUCCCCCGUGCUGAGAGAAGAUCUAUCACUUCUUGUGCAGACCUGUUCCUCAUGGAAGCACUAGACAACUUCACGACCAUCAACCUACCUGGGAUCAUGAUAGAGCACAUGCAGAAAAUGGCAGAGUUUAAAGAUAGUAAUCAUGGGCUGCCUUAUGGGUUCCUUCUCACCAAGGUUUUUGAGUACUUCAAAGUUCCUCUAGGACAAGCAAAAGUGGGCACUAAGAAGAAAACUUUCUCCAAGUCCACUCUCGAAGAAUGUGAGUGCAUUAAUAGGUUUGGAGGAGUUGGAAGCACUUCUACCAUUUCUCAGUUGAUCAACGCUCAGAAUAGUGCCACUGCUGAGAUAAGGCAGUUGAAAGCAAUGAAUGCUAUCCUUGAGAGUCAGUUGAGUCAGCUUCAGAAGGCACCUGGUUCCAGUAUCUCUCAAAGUGAAGAGGUUGCCUGUCUGACCAAGGAGAAUGUUGAGCUCAAGAAACAGGUGGAGGAACUGAAAGAGAAACUGCUCAAUGAGCAAAUGUCAGCGAAUGCUCGAAUGGAUCUCGUCUUCCAAACCCUUGCCUCCGCCUCUAAGCCCUCUCCUUCCAGUGCUCCCUAG
Nicotiana tabacum (common tobacco) is the source of this 1287-nucleotide messenger RNA. The record is from RefSeq and is a predicted model, not a curated record. NCBI's taxonomy places the organism in Eukaryota, Viridiplantae, Streptophyta, Magnoliopsida, Solanales, Solanaceae.